AUGGCAGUCAGUAUAUAAAGUGAACGUGAGUGACCAUACCAUAUCAAACGCUACUUGCAUCUACUUGUUGCAAUGCUGUGAUGUCCGCUUUCACUCAAAGCUUGUGCAAGACAAAUGGGAUGCCCUGGUGCCAGCAGAGAAGGUCUAUCAUCAGGCCAAGGCUCUCAAAGCAGCUUUCAAUCUCAAGAAUAAGGUGGACAAGCUGAUUAAUCACCUUGCACAGGACAUGAGCAUGGUCAUUGGCUCAGAAGCUGCCUACCUGCUGGUGGCCGCUGAGAGUGAGCAUGACGCUGCUGUGUCUCAGCUGCAAAAGCUCAAUCACAAGGGCAACAAGGACUCUCAGACCCUCUCCCUCCUUCUCAGUCUCAGCUGCAACAGCUCAACAACAAGCGCCACAAAGACUCUCAGACCCUCCCCCCUCCUUGUCAAAGUUUGUAUACCAGCACAUGGAUUGGCAGCCAAUGGCCAUAUAUGUGCUUUACCACAUACCCAAUGCAGCCUCUCACAACUUGGUCACUGUCAAAGGGUUCUGCAUCCAGGCAUGUGGCAAGUACCUGCUUGCCAAUAAUUUAAGGAGCAGGCUGGUCUUCUACAUGUGGCAACAGGGCCUGGAACAAUGA
Ceraceosorus bombacis is the source of this 620-nucleotide messenger RNA. The record is from the annotation of a GenBank genome assembly. Lineage: Eukaryota; Fungi; Basidiomycota; Exobasidiomycetes; Ceraceosorales; Ceraceosoraceae.